Williopsis jadinii is the source of this 1129-nucleotide messenger RNA. RefSeq names its product NuoB/complex I 20 kDa subunit family protein. The transcript has a single exon. Gene Ontology annotation, molecular function: quinone binding; 4 iron, 4 sulfur cluster binding; NADH dehydrogenase (ubiquinone) activity. Gene Ontology annotation, biological process: electron transport coupled proton transport; mitochondrial respiratory chain complex I assembly; aerobic respiration. The record is from RefSeq and is a predicted model, not a curated record. The coding region runs from base 375 to 986 and encodes 203 amino acids. NCBI's taxonomy places the organism in Eukaryota, Fungi, Ascomycota, Saccharomycetes, Phaffomycetales, Wickerhamomycetaceae.
GAUUGAUAUAGCAGUUGAUAGCAAACCUCAAGGCGAAACACAGUGUCAAUGUUAAUCAAGAUUCUAAUAAUUGGACAAUGUAACAACAGAUAUCGUUAUUAAGGUCACAUGCACAUAUAGCUCUACAACUUGAUUACUCAAAUAGGUGUCUGUAACUAUUUAUCGAAUACUUCCAUUAAUUUGAAUUCUUUUUCUCUUCUGUUUGAGUACUUAACCCGUAAGUACUGAGCACAGUUGAUAGCGUCUCGCCGUUAUUAUGUUGUUGCCCGCAACCAGGAAAAUCACCAAAACUUCCAGAGGUCAAGGAGGGAAAAAAAUUCAGGGGGAGUCCUUACACUUGAGCCAUAAACUGAAUUAGUCUUUACACUUCAACGAUGAUGUCCAGAAACCUUGCCUUUGUUACACGUGCCAGACCAUCUUCAAGCUUUGUGAGAGCGCUUGCCACGCGUGCUGAUGUCACUCCAAAGGCGCUUGCCACAGAUUACCCGUUGGCAUCUCAGGAUAACACCCCAUCCAACAAAGUUGAUUAUGUUUUGACCUCCCUUGACGCGGUUACGAACUGGGCUAGAAAGUCAUCCUUUUGGCCUGUUACCUUCGGUCUUGCGUGCUGUGCCGUCGAAAUGAUGCACGUUUCUACACCACGUUACGAUCAAGAUCGUCUUGGUAUCAUUUUCAGAGCCACUCCUAGACAAUCUGAUAUCAUGAUUGUUGCUGGAACCUUAACCAACAAGAUGGCACCAGCAUUAAGAAAGGUCUAUGACCAGAUGGCUGACCCAAAGUGGGUCAUCUCUAUGGGCUCCUGUGCCAACGGUGGUGGUUAUUACCAUUACUCUUAUUCGGUUGUGAGAGGCUGUGAUAGAAUCGUUCCUGUGGACGUCUAUGUCCCUGGUUGUCCCCCAACUGCCGAAGCUUUGAUGUACGGAGUCUUCAGACUCCAAAAGAAGAUGGUCACCACAAAGAUUACCAGACUUUGGUACAGAAAGUGAGCCCCUGUUCCUUUGGCUUUUCCUUUUCUGGAGUCUUUAUUUAUUUUUAUUGUGUGUAAUUCUUGAAGGAAAAAAUCAAAUACCAAGAAAGGGAGAAAUACCACAUAUUUAUUUAUUCACUACAUAUCAUACACCGGCUAUUU